AUGUCGUUUUUGUUGCUGACUUUCAUGGCUUCAACUUCAUUUGCUUCGCCUGAAAGACAAACAUACGUAGUCCACAUGGACAAGACCAAGAUCAUGACUUUAGACAAUUCUCUUGUCUAUGAAACCGCCAUUUCUGGUUUUGCAGCAAAACUCUCCUUGAAACAGCUCGAAUCAUUGAAAAAAGUUGAGGGCUUCCUCUCAGCUAUCCCUGACGAAAUGCUGAGCCUCCACACCACUCACUCACCUCAGUUUCUAGGCCUUAAGAAUGGCAAAGGACUCUGGAAUGCUGUAAACAUGGCCUCUGAUGUGAUUAUUGGCAUUGUUGAUAGUGGAAUAUGGCCAGAGCACACGAGUUUCCAGGACUCUACCAUUUCCCCAGCGCCUUCCCGUUGGAAGGGCACUUGUGAGGUUGGCACAAAGUUCACAAUUUCAAACUGUAACAAGAAGCUAAUUGGUGCAAGAGCCUUUUACAAAGGGUAUGAGGCCAGUGCUGGAAGGAUCGAUGAAACAGUGGACUAUCGAUCACCUCGAGACUCAAAGGGGCAUGGAACACACACUGCUUCAACUGCAGCAGGUAAUCUGGUCACUGGAGCUAGCUUUCAAGGUCUUGCCAAAGGCUCAGCUGGUGGCAUGAAGUAUACAGCAAGAAUUGCAGCCUAUAAAGUUUGCUAUGCAUUGGGUUGUUCAAGCUCUGAUAUAUUAGCUGCCAUAGACCAAGCUGUCAGUGAUGGGGUUGAUGUUUUGUCCCUCUCUUUAGGAGGUGCUCCGAAGCCUUAUUAUAACGAUAGCAUGGCUAUCGCCUCAUUUAGUGCAGUCCAAAAUGGGGUUUUUGUUUCAUGUUCAGCAGGAAAUUUUGGGCCAUCUAGUUCAACUGUUACUAAUGGUGCCCCAUGGAUCAUGACCGUGGCUGCGAGCUACCUUGAUCGUAGCUUCCCAACCUUGGUUAAACUUGGUGACUCACGGAUAUUUAAAGGGGCAUCUCUAUAUUCGGGCAAACCUACUAAGCAACUGCCACUUGUUUCUGGUGAAACUGCAGGUGGCGAAGGUGCUAAGUAUUGCACUGAUGGCUCACUCUCUUCAAAGCAUGUCAAAGGGAAGAUUGUAGUGUGUGAAAGAGGAAUAAAUAGCAGAGUGGAGGAGGGAGAGCAAGUGAAAAUGGCUGGUGGGGCUGGAAUGAUAUUAGUGAACCAAGAAGAUCAAGGUGGCGAAGGUGCUGAGUAUUGCACUGAUGGCUCACUCUCUUCAAAGCAUGUCAAAGGGAAGAUUGUAGUGUGUGAAAGAGGAAUAAAUAGCAGAGUGGAGGAGGGAGAGCAAGUGAAAAUGGCUGGUGGGGCUGGAAUGAUAUUAGUGAACCAAGAAGAUCAAGGUGAAGAGCUUUUUGCUGAUCCACACAUUUUGCCAGCAACUUCUUUAGGUGCUUCAGCUGGUGUUACAAUCAAAAAUUAUAUAAGCUCAGUGAAGAAACCAACAGCUUCUAUAGUUUUUGAAGGAACAGUGUAUGGAGAUCGUGCACCAAUAAUGGCAGCAUUUUCAUCGAGGGGGCCUAGUGUAAUUGGACCGGAUGUGAUCAAACCUGAUGUGACUGCACCUGGAGUGAAUAUUUUAGCUGCCUGGCCUCCAAAUGUCAAUCGAACACUGCUUAAGAGCGAUAAUAUAAGUGUUUUAUUCAAAAUAAUCUCUGGCACAUCAAUGUCCUGCCCUCAUGUUAGCGGCUUAGCUGCACUUCUGAGGUCUGUCCACAAGGAUUGGUCACCGGCAGCUAUCAAGUCGGCCUUAAUGACAAGUGCUUAUACUCUUGACAACAAAAAGACUCCAAUUGCUGAUGCUGUUUCUGGUAGUUCAAAAUUUGCUACCCCCUUUGCAUUUGGUUCGGGUCAUGUUGAUCCCAAGAGGGCUUCUGAUCCAGGGCUAAUUCAUGACACAACCACUGAGGACUACCUGAAUUUUUUGUGUAGUCUGAACUACCUCUUAUCAAAUUACCCUUUUAUCUAG
This is a messenger RNA of Ilex paraguariensis (yerba mate), 1992 nucleotides long. The record is from the annotation of a GenBank genome assembly. NCBI's taxonomy places the organism in Eukaryota, Viridiplantae, Streptophyta, Magnoliopsida, Aquifoliales, Aquifoliaceae.